Molecule: messenger RNA, 2216 nt
Organism: Manihot esculenta (cassava)
Lineage: Eukaryota; Viridiplantae; Streptophyta; Magnoliopsida; Malpighiales; Euphorbiaceae
Product: putative receptor-like protein kinase At4g00960
Exons: 7
Coding region: 66-2066 (666 amino acids)
Biological process (GO): protein phosphorylation
Molecular function (GO): ATP binding; protein kinase activity
Source: RefSeq, a predicted model, not a curated record
UGCAAAGUUUAACAGAUCUCUUAAGUCUUUUCAACACGAUAAUCUUCCCCACUGCAUACACAACUAUGGCAAUAGAUUCUUUAAGAUUGCCUUUCUUCUUUUCUUGCUUCGUCUUACUCUUCAUAGUCGUCUCCGCUGCUCAGCCGGGAAACGUCGAAGCCCCCUAUUAUCACUGCUCCGAUAUCGGUAACUACACUAUCAACAGUACCUACCAAACAAACCUCAAAACCCUUUUCUCCAUGCUCCCCUCUCAGCCCAACGAUGAUAAUUUCAGGUUUUUCAAUCUCUCUUUUGGCCAAGUACCAGAUAAAGUUAAUGUGAUUGCGCUUUGUAGAGGAGAUAUUGCUGCAGAUGACUGUCGAAGUUGUGUCCGUGCCUCUGCACACAACGUUUCUGAGAUUUGUCCACAGAAGAAGGCGGCAUUUGCAUAUGUCGAUGAUUGUCAGUUACGAUAUUCUAACAAAACUAUAUUCGGUGUAGUUGAAAAUGAACCUACUUCGUAUUAUACAAACCCACAAUCUUUGUCAUCAUCAGAUGAAACUCAGUUCAAUUCUGCAGUGGAAAGAUUACUCAAACGACUGAGGAUAAGAGCUGCCUCUGCCGACAGUAAAUUUGCAACAGGAAACGCAACUGUGAACUCCCAAGCAGUAUAUGGACUUGCACAGUGCUCUCCUGAUUUGUCCAAGCAGCAAUGCGAUGAUUGUUUGGCUAUGGCCAUUGGAGAGAUUCGAAGAUGUUGCUUAUGGAAUGUAGGAGGUGGAGUGGUUAGACCCAGUUGCAAUUUCAGGUUUGAAUCGUAUAUCUUCUAUACACCUACUGCUGACACACUACCACCGGAAUCAUUAGGGUCUCCACCUCCGGUAUCUCCUCCGCCUAGACAAGGAAAGGGUGAUAAGAAACCUGCUAAUUCUACUGCCAUCAUUGUGAUUCCGGUAGUAAUUACUACGAUAUUAAUAAUUUCCUGUUGCACAUUUGCCAGAGCAAGGAAACAAAGGGAAAAAGCUAAAACUGUGGAUGAAAAUAGACUUACUGAAUCCCUGCAAUUCGAUUUCGGCAUCAUCAGAAUUGCAACAGAUGACUUCUCUCACGCAAACAAGCUUGGACAAGGGGGAUUUGGAGUUGUCUACAAGGGUAGACUUCUCAAUGGACAAGACAUAGCUGUAAAAAGGUUAUCAAGAGAUUCUGGACAAGGUAAUACAGAAUUUGAGAAUGAGAUUCUACUAGUAGCCAAACUUCAACAUAAGAAUUUAGUCAGGCUACUGGGUUUCUGCUUGGAAGGAAACGAGAGGGUCGUAAUCUAUGAGUUUGUGCCCAAUGGAAGCCUUGACCACUUCAUAUUUGAUCCUAUUAAGCGUACACAAUUGGAUUGGGAAACACGUUACAAAAUUAUAAGAGGCAUUGCUCGAGGUAUUCUUUAUCUCCACGAGGAUUCUCAACUUAGAAUUAUUCAUCGUGAUCUUAAAGCCAGCAACAUUUUACUAGAUGAAGCGAUGAAUCCUAAAAUAUCAGAUUUCGGCGUGGCAAGGUUAUUUGUAAUGGAUCAAACUCACGGAGAGACAAAUACAAUUGUGGGAACCUAUGGAUACAUGGCUCCAGAGUAUGUAAUGCAUGGGCACUUCUCAGUUAAAUCAGACGUCUUUAGUUUUGGUGUAUUGCUGUUAGAGAUCAUAAGUGGUCGGAAAAGUAUUUUUUUCUGCAACGGGAAGCAAGUUGAGAAUCUUCUGAGCUCUGCUUGGAGGAACUGGGAGGAGGGGACAAUCGGAAAUCUGAUAGAUCCCUGCCUGAAAGAUGGCUCAGCUAGUAAAAUGCAGAGAUUAAUCCACGUAGGUCUAUUAUGCAUUCAAAAAGAUAUAACCCAGAGACCAACCAUGGCUUUAGUUGUUAUCAUGCUUAACAAUUCUUCUUACCGUCUCCAAAUGCCCUCACCUCCUGCUUAUCUGGCACCGACCACCGGUGACUCAAACAUGACAGUGAAGGCAAAUUGGAUGGUGGAUAGGCCAGAUCAGUACGGAUCCUCUCAAAUAUCAGUUAAUGAUGUUUCCAUCACCGAGUUGUGUCCUCGCUAACAUUGCAAGAUGGACAAGAAGUUUCAAAGUCAAGCAGCAAACUGUCUAAUUUAUUAAAGGUAAAUAUUUCAUGGAGGGUUGGCUUCAACCACUUCCAUCACAAUCAAUUUUUUUUUUUUUGUAAAUUUAAAUGAAAGUAAAGUUUUGAUA